Messenger RNA from Strongylus vulgaris, 384 nucleotides. NCBI's taxonomy places the organism in Eukaryota, Metazoa, Nematoda, Chromadorea, Rhabditida, Strongylidae. The record is from the annotation of a GenBank genome assembly.
AUGGGAUCAUAUACGAGCUCGAAGGUUUAUGAUGUCAUUUCUGACACCGGUACCUCUUUCAUCGGAGGGCCAAAAACUGUGACUGAUGCUCUCGCAAAGGCGGCUGGUGCCAAGUACAGCGCUCUGCAAGAAUCCUACACUAUCUCCUGCACUGCUAAACCACCCACCCUUGACAUCACCAUCGGGAGCAACAAAUACUCUAUUGACCCUGUUAACUACAUUGUUAGCGCUGGCACUAAUCAGUGCUUGUUCGCCAUCUUCCCGUUCGAAUUCGGAGGUUUUGGACCAUCGUGGAUCCUUGGUGAUCCAUUCAUCCGCCAAUAUUGCAACAUCUACGAUAUCGGACAGAAGCGUAUGGGAUUCGCGAAAUCGUUACAAAAGUAG